AUGUGCAUCGCAAAGUUUGCCACCAUGCAGACGUUCAUCAUACUCGCCGCAGCAGUGAAGCUUGAGCUCAUUCCCGAGUGGCCCUUGCUUCCCGACGAUACCGCCGACCGCGGCCGCCUGCUUCUGACCGGAAGACGUCAGUGUCAAGACGUAUAUAAUCCGCUCUGCCUCACUGUGUCGUCAGACGUUCAGGAGAAACAGUACAAACGCAUGUCUUUCGAAUGUGUGGUGCUGACCAGCAGUGUCACAGAGGUUGGAAAGCAAGGCUUCAUGCUUGGCACCAUGGGUUACUUGGCGAUUCGUUCCAGAUCCUCGGCGCUCUCAUUGGGCGAACAAAGUUUCAAACGGGUGAACGCUCAAAACACCACGCGUGGCCGUGGAAGUCUCAUCAUAGUUUACGAGGGUGGCGCGAGGACUAAGUCCCAAGUGAGCGAAGGCGCCCAGUGUUUUGACCGCACGACGCUCACAGAGGCUACAGCGUGUGCUGCUCCCACGGCGAGCCCCACGGCGAUCCCCACGGACAGCCCUACCGUCAGCCCGACGGCGACCCCGACGGCGAGCCCGACCGCCAGACCGACGGCCAGCCCGACUCCCGGCGCUGCCCCCAGGCCAAUCACUGCGGCGACACCGACCACCAGCCCGACGGUGGGCCCCACGGCGGGCCCCACGCCGAGCCCGACAGCGACUCCGGCCGCCGGCCCGACGGCCAGCCCGACUGCCAGCAUAUCCGCAACCGGCGACCCACCCCCAUCUCAGGAACAUUCGCGGAGAGCACUUUGA
Messenger RNA from Prorocentrum cordatum, 780 nucleotides. NCBI's taxonomy places the organism in Eukaryota, Dinophyceae, Prorocentrales, Prorocentraceae. The record is from the annotation of a GenBank genome assembly.